Molecule: messenger RNA, 2470 nt
Organism: Brienomyrus brachyistius
Lineage: Eukaryota; Metazoa; Chordata; Actinopteri; Osteoglossiformes; Mormyridae
Product: paired mesoderm homeobox protein 2-like
Exons: 4
Coding region: 146-880 (244 amino acids)
Biological process (GO): regulation of DNA-templated transcription
Molecular function (GO): DNA binding; DNA-binding transcription factor activity, RNA polymerase II-specific
Source: RefSeq, a predicted model, not a curated record
GCCAAGCGGGAACCUUUGGAAAGAAGAAAGGAAUUUAUUUUCGUAAUGUUUGCAUGCAUCUCACAUCUAUUCCCAUAGUUGUUGAUACAUAAGGGAAGCUUACGGGAAAUGCUACAUUAAAAAUUUGCUUUGUAGACCCUAACUGAUGGACGGUGGUUACUUGGUGGAAAAGAACCUACCGCCAGAACUCGUCAGCAGGAUGGACUCUAUAGACGGCAGUCAAAACAGGAAAAAUUUCAGCGUGACCCAUCUUCUGGACCUGGAGGAGGUGUCGGUGAUGAGCUGCAUGAAGGAUCCAGCUGGAGGGAUGAAGAGGGUAGGGAAGGGGAUUCAGGAACAGUCCGGCGCGAGCAGCGGAAGCGAAGCAGCUCCUCAAGACACUGAUGGUCACAGGUCUGGACCAAACCAAGCAAAGAGGAAGAGAAAGCAGAGGCGCAGUCGGACCACCUUCAACAGCGGCCAGCUGCAGGCGCUGGAGCGAGUCUUCGAGCGCACGCACUACCCCGACGCCUUCGUGCGGGAAGAUCUUGCCCGGCGGGUCAACCUGAGCGAAGCACGAGUCCAGGUGUGGUUCCAAAACAGACGUGCGAAAUUCCGACGGAACGAGAGGGCUGUGCUGGCCAGCCGCUCCAGCAGCCUGCUGAAGUCCUACAACCAGGACAUGGUCAUUGAGCAGCCAGUAGCUCCACGGCCUGCCCCCCUUGGGUCAGACUACAUGUCCUGGCCAUCCGCCACACCCCACAGCUCGGCCCCCACAUGUAGCUCCUCAAACUCGCCCACGGUCAGACAAGGAGUCGACAUGGCGAGCAGCAUCGCCAGCCUACGGCUGAAGGCUAAGGAGUACAGCCUGCAUCAGAGCCAGGUUCCCACCGCGAACUGAUUACGACAUCCAUAGCCUGUCCUUGUGCACCCAAUCCAGGGGCAGGCUAAUCAAGAAAAGCAGGAGAUUAGCACAUAUGCUACAUAUCGAAGAGAUUCUGAACAACGCCUCUAGCUUGUUUGGCUCCAUCUGUAGCUAAAACAAGCCUCUCUGUAGCAUACAGGCGGCUUCCAGGGUGCUCACACCUUGGAAGGACGAGAAGAGCGAAGUUCAACAUGUGACUGAAAUCUUUAACUCCUUUCUCAUUUUAUAUGGAAACUACUGUCUAUUAGAUACGCUGUCAAAGGUUUGUUUAUUUUAGCACUCUUUAAAGAUGUCUCGCAUUCUUCUUAAAUGUAUAAAGUACACAGCUGGAAUUGCCGUCGAGUGAAGUCCUCUUGAAAAGACACACCAAUCAAAUCAUAGGAACCCAAUGGUGACAAGUGUCGAAACGCUCUUGGACCCAGUGCAUGUCUCUACAAUUGGAAGCAGGUUGGUCCAGACAGAAACAAAGGAAACAUUGUGUAUGGUGCAGCUCCAUGGGGGAGUGAUUGAUUUCAUACUUCAGGAACAAUUUCCAAAAUACUCCUGAAGCAACAAGCUUUUUUUUCUUCCUAGGGCAAGAGAUGUGGGGCUGGUUUACAGACUGGGUCAGUCUGCUUAAAAAUUCAGUUCAUGGUUUAUAUGACUUGUGAUCUGGUCAUCACUUUGUUCUACAUCAGAAUUUCUAUGUGCCAGAUUGAAUCUGCUUUUUGAGUUGCACCUCCACAUACUGUAAGGGUCACAGGACUAAUAUUCAAUUCAUACAUUGUGUGGAUUUACUGAUGCCAAAGUGUGUCAGUCAUUUCCAGAGUUGGGUAAUUCAGGUCCAGAGAGUAAAAGUCCAGAGCAAGAUUUUGUUUCAACCAACCAGUUGAGCAUAUAGAGUCACAGUCACAGGGUAGGUUGAAACAAAAUCGCAGUCUAGACUUUUACUCUCUGGACCUGAAUUACCCAACUCUGGUCAUUUCAAUUAGGAAACUGGGGUGACUUUGUGAGUGUGAUGUGGUUCUGGAGGGUUACUUAGCUAAGGAAAGGGGGCAUACGGAAACAUCUGAAGGGGCAUGUGAUGCCUCUGAAGAAGGGACUUUGAAGGGAGCCGGGAAGUUACCCAGACGACAGCUGCCUCCCCUCCCAGCCACUUCUGGGAAAUUCAUCUUUUCCAGGUCAAGCUUGCCAGCAUGGAGUCUCUGAUUUCUAUAAAUGUAAAUGAAGCGAGGCAGCCGGGGGUGUUGGGAAGGGGCAGCGUGAAGGUCACUUUCCCUUCUCUACAAGUAUUGGGGCAGACAUCUGACACAUAUUACCCCUGCCCCUGGUCUCUUUGCCACCAACUGAAGGACUGAUUAGCAAAUCCCCAAAGAUUCCAGGACACUGUGAGAGGUUUCCCAGCACCAUCAAAGGCCAAGGUCAUAGAGCUCCAUGUCAUUUUACUGUAGAUUAUGGGGCUGAUAUGCAUACACAACUUAGUUUGCCUUCGCCACUGAAAACAGGUCUCCGGCUGGUGGAAAUGAAGUCCAGCGCGUACUCUAAUGCGAAAAUAAAAUAUUAAGCAUGGAAUGGGAUCUUGAGAAA